This is a messenger RNA of Dermochelys coriacea (leatherback sea turtle), 7597 nucleotides long. It is a transcript of the gene MTSS2, whose product is annotated as MTSS I-BAR domain containing 2. The transcript has 16 exons. The coding region runs from base 511 to 2814 and encodes 767 amino acids. Gene Ontology annotation, biological process: plasma membrane organization; cell projection assembly. The record is from RefSeq and is a predicted model, not a curated record. Gene Ontology annotation, cellular component: cytoplasmic side of plasma membrane; actin cytoskeleton. Gene Ontology annotation, molecular function: phospholipid binding; actin binding. NCBI's taxonomy places the organism in Eukaryota, Metazoa, Chordata, Testudines, Dermochelyidae.
GCGGCGGCUUCCCCCCGAGCCGAGCCCGGCGCGGCGCACGGAGCGGCGGAUCCAUUUUGCAUCGCUACACGCCGGCUCCGGGCAGCCUGGGCGGGCGGCGGGCGGUGCGUGGUCGUGCGGGGCGAGCGCGGAUCCCUGGCACGCCAUGGCCGUGGAAGGUGGGCUCGCCUGGGCGCUGGGGCAAGCAGCCGCUGCCCGGCGGUGAAGCUGCCCCUUGCCGUCCGAAAGCCCCCGGAGUGACACUGACAAAAGGACGCGGCUGAGAGAGCUCCGCUCCGAGCCCGCGGAUCGCGUGGCAGCGCUGCCGUCUGGCUGCAGCGCGCCGCGGGGGCUUUUUGUUCUGGUCUAGUCCCAGGCGCGAUCCCAAGAAGAGGAGCUGGAAGCGGAAACGCUCCUGAAAUUUGCCCGGGUUUCUGGUUAUUUCCUGGUGGAUUCCUCCUCCCCCCCCCGCGGAUUGCAACAUCGCUCUCGCUUUUCCCUCUGGCUUGGUCGCGCUGGGAUUUGCUGAUCAUGGAGACGGUAGAAAAGGAGUGCGGAGCCCUGGGGGGCCUUUUCCAAGCCAUCGUCAAUGACAUGAAGAGCUCCUACCCCAUCUGGGAAGAUUUCAACUCCAAGGCAACUAAGCUGCACUCCCAGCUCAGGACUACAGUGCUGGCAGCAGUCGCCUUCCUGGAUGCCUUCCAGAAAGUGGCAGACAUGGCCACCAACACACGAGGGGCCACAAGAGACAUUGGUUCGGCACUGACCCGGAUGUGCAUGCGGCACCGCAGCAUCGAGGCCAAGCUGAGGCAGUUCACCAAUGCCCUGAUGGAGAGUCUCGUCAACCCCCUGCAGGACAGGAUUGAGGACUGGAAGAAAACAGCCAACCAACUGGAUAAGGACCAUGCAAAAGAGUACAAGCGAGCCCGCCAUGAGAUAAAGAAGAAAUCCUCUGAUACGCUGAAGCUGCAGAAGAAGGCCCGCAAAGAGCUACUUGGGAAGGGGGACCUACAGCCCCAGCUGGACAGUGCUCUCCAAGACGUCAAUGACAUGUACCUCCUUCUGGAAGAGACUGAGAAGCAGGCUGUCCGCAAGGCCCUCAUUGAGGAGCGGGGCCGCUUCUGCACCUUCAUCACCUUCUUGCAGCCAGUGGUGACUGGGGAGAUCACCAUGCUGGGAGAGAUCACUCACCUUCAGGGCAUCAUGGAGGACCUGGUGGUGCUGACCGCAGAGCCGCACAAGCUGCCCCCUGCCAGCGAGCAGGUGAUCAAAGACCUGAAAGGCUCUGACUACAGCUGGUCCUAUCAGACUCCUCCAUCCUCCCCCAGCAGCUCUGGCUCCCGCAAGUCCAGCAUGUGCAGCAGUGUUAACAGUACAAAGGGUGGUACCGCUUGGUCCGGCGGGUCCCAAACAUACUCACCAGGUUCCACCUAUCGCUACCGCAGCCUGGCGCAGCCGGUUAAUGCCAACACCCGCCUGUCCAGCGUCUCCUCCCACGACUCUGGCUUCAUCUCCCAGGAUGCCACGUACUCCAAGCCGCCUUCUCCGAUGCCGUCUGACAUCACCAGCCAGAAGUCCUCCAGCUCCGCAUCCUCCGAGGCCUCGGAAACCGGCCAGUCAGUUAGUGAAUGCAGCUCCCCCACCUCGCUGAAACCUAUGAAUGUAGCUCAUGUGGCCAGGACUGAAGGAAGCUCCCGAAGAAGCCUGAGCCUGGAUUGGUCCAAGGCCAGUCCUUACGACCAGCCAGUGGUCACCACCCUGCAGCGGAGGAAGGACCGCGUGGAGCAUCUGCGGGAGGCCGAGAUGGGCUCUGCCAGCGUGGGGCACCCAGGAAUUAACCUGGAGGACGUGCCCAGACCCAGGAUGUCCCCAGCUACCAUUGCCGCCAAGCAUGGUGAGGAGGUGUCCCCUGCUGCCAGUGACCUAGCCAUGGUGCUCACCCGUGGCCUGAGCCUCGAACACCAGAAGAGCAGCCGGGACUCCCUGCAGUACUCCAGUGGCUACAGCACACAGACCACUACACCGUCCUGCUCAGAAGACACCAUCCCGUCUCAAGGCUCGGAUUACGACUGCUACUCGGUGAACGGAGAUGUGGAGUGCGACAGCCAGAGCGAGUUUGACAAAUCCUCCACCAUCCCGCGCAACAGCAACAUCGCCCAGAACUACCGCCGCAUGAUCCAGACCAAGCGCCCCGCCUCCACUGCUGGGCUGCCCACCGGGACCCCCCUGCCGGCUAGUGCCCCCCCCGGCGUGGCCACCAUCCGCCGCACGCCCUCCACCAAGCCCUCAGUGCGCCGCACCCUCUCCAAUGCCGGGCCCAUCCCCAUCCGGCCCCCUAUCGUCCCGGUGAAGACCCCCACGGUUCCAGACUCCCCUGGCUACACUGGGCCCACUCGGGUGGGCAGUGAAGAGUGUGUAUUUUACGCUGACGACGCCUCACCAAACGCCAUGGACUUCGCCAAAGCCUCACCCAAGAGGCUCAGCCUCCCCAACACAGCCUGGGGUAGCAACACCAUGGAGAUCUCGGUGUACCCGGGUGCAGGGCAGCACCUCUCUGCGGAGGAAGAAGAGGACCAGCAACUGGCCGCCAACCGGCACAGCCUGGUGGAGAAGAUUGGCGAGCUGGUGGCCAGUGCCCAUGCCCUGGGUGAGGGCCAAUUCCCCUUCCCCACUGCUGUCCCUGGCCCUGGCCCUGGCCCUGGAGAGGAGAUGCCCACUCUGCCCCCAGCUGCUUCCAGCAACCCCCCUGCUGAAGACAUGCUGGUAGCCAUCCGGCGCGGGGUGCGCCUGCGCAGGACCAUCACCAACGACAGAUCUGCCCCCCGGAUAUUGUGAUGACACUCCCCCACCCACCGCACCCCAUGGGAAGAGAGCAAAUACCGGGUCUGGACUGAGCACAGAAGAGAAAUCAAUCCAGUAAAGAAUCACAGAGGCAAAGCCACUUUAUGGAGCUAGAGACGAGUUUAGAUUUAAAUGGAAAUUAAGUCUUCGCUAACAAACUUGCAAGGCGCUGCCUAGGAGGCACUGAACUGGUUUUGGAGCCUAUUUUAUAUUUCAUUUCUCACACCCUUCUGCUCCUCCUAGCUCCCCAUCCCCUUCCCACAUCUUGCUCCUGGCUGUUAAAGACUCCUCGCGGCCAGCAGGAGGCAGCGCUACAAGAGGAGGCCACUCCCACUGUGUGUUGUGGGGGAGGGGGGAAGCACGAACCUGGACUCAAAUAAGCAGCUACAUAAUAAGUAUAAAGAACACACACAGAUAGACACACACACACAACGCCAAGGACCGCUGGCUGCUGUUCCCCCACAAGCCACCUCCCUCCUCUUCCUCUGGAUGCAAGAUGCACUGUUAGUCCUGUGCUGAGCAUCCGACCAUCCCCCUCCUCUCUCCUCCCUCCCUCCCUCCCUCGUGGGCUGCAGUGAAAUGGCCCACCAAAGCAUCAGAGGAGUGGAUAGAGGUCCUGGCAUAUGCGGCCCUAUCCCCUGAGGUUCUUUGGGUGUCACUGCCUCCCCAAUAUGCCUUUGCUGGGGGAGCAGCUGCCCAUACAUGUGCUCCCUGGGAGCAGAUUUGGGGGCUAACACUUCAUAGUCUCCUGUUGAAAACUUGGCACUGUACCAAAAGCCAGGCUCUCUUCCCCUCCUGAUUAGCUGAGAUGUGGAAGGACUUCCCUGACUCUGUCCAGACCUCAGGCCAGGGGCCUUGGGUACAUGUGUUUCUCAGGAGGUUGGACUGCUUGUGUGGGUCUCUAGAUAUAUAGUGACAAGGCAGGGGUAGGGGUGCCCAGCCACAGCUCUGCUAGCAACCAGCAGCAUUGGUAGUUUAAAGGAACUGGCCUGCUCAAGAGUUACCUUUUCCCGCAUCCAGCUUCACAGCCCGCAUUUGCCCUAGGACUGGUUACCGAAGUACAAGGUAAAGGGGUUGCCAGACAGCUAGGAAUCCAGCAGGCUUCUGCUAGGUGUGCCUCUGAGUGUGCAGGGGGAUCUGGGGUUGGGUGUCCGGGGGCUGUUCGUGCAGCAUAGUCCUAUCUAGAUGUUUGUCUGCACGAGUGUGUGUCAAGCUGGGGGGUUGCUCAUGUGCCUGGCUGUGGAUGGAUGCAGGGUUUUGCAGCACGGUGGGGGGUGCAUCUUCCCACACUUACUCCUGCUCUCCCCUAACAGUCGUAGCCGCCAGAUCAGCACAAACACAGAACGCUGACAUGGAACAGGACAGCCAGUACCAGGCCCCAGUGGAUUUGUCAUGGUGAAGUGCCCUGGAGCUGGGAGGCCCAUCCCUGGCAUUAUGCUACACAGGGCUGUGCCACGGGGACUCAGUGCCCUGUGCCUUCCCUUUCCCAGUAAGAUGCCAUCCCAUGAAGAAUGGGAAUCUCAGGUCUUGCUCAGCGGCCAUUCUCCCCCCGCCCCUUCCAGACUCACAGCCAGUCUCACCUACUCCACACACAGUCUCAUUGAAAAGCAUGGGAACUCCCCACUCAGGAAGGUGUUACUCAGUGGGAGUAAAGGUAGCAGAGUCGGACCUGCCUCUUUUACAAACCAUCCAUUAGCCUCAAUGGCCUUGGCCUGCGAAAGGACCGACUGGAUGCAAGAUGGGCAGAGCUGGUGGGCCAGAGCCCACGAGCCCCGCUGGAGUUCUGUCUCAGUGAGGACAUGGUUCUCAUUGGGGCACAUGGGGGCCCUAGAUCACAGCUCCUUGUCAUUGAGCUCUGAUGGUACAUUUAAUGCUGCUUAGCCCAAGGCCUCCUGGGGCUAAUAAUGAUCAUGAGCAUCCCAAUAAUCAUGGCCUCGGGGCAUCUCCCAGCACCAGGUUACUGGGCACCUGCUUUCCCACUACUGCCAACCUGAUGAGGUGCUGUAUCCUUCCUCAGAAGUCAAUGGUGAAACACAGACUGUGGCACAAUCACUGUCCCCCUAUUAACUGGAUUUUGAGUUAGAGGCAGUAGAGCCACCGAAGGGUUAAUUUUGGAGGCGGGAGGGUGGGGACAGAUUUAGAGAUGACUGUCUGUGUUCUGUUCAUAACCUGGUCUGAUGGACACACCUCCCUCAUUGCUUAUAAUCUGGGCUUUGCCAUGGUGGUUGGAUAAAUACGGUGAGAGAACAAGAUCGGGGAGCUGCUGCAGGCCAGUGCGCUCCCAUAAAGACCUUGCAGCAGCCGUGCCAAAGGAAGGGUUCACUGAUUCAGCAUGAUCUGGAUCGCUUGGUAAACUGGGUGCAAGCAAACAAUACACAUUUUAAUAAGGGUAAAUGUCCAUGUACACAUCUGGUAACAAAGAACAUAGGCCAUGCUUGCAGCCUGGGGGACACUCUCCUAGCACGCAGGGACUGAAAGAGAUUUGGGGCAGUGGAUGGAUAAUCAGUGAACGUGAGUUCCCAGUGCAACUCUGGCCAAAAGAGCUAAUGCCAACCUGGGAUGCAUCAAUGGGAAUGUUGAGUAGAAGCAGAGAGGUUCUUUUGUCUCUGUAUUUGGCACUGGUGCGACCACUGCUGGAAUCCUGUGUCCAGGUCUAGUGCUCACCGUUCCAGAAGGAUGUGGGUAAAUUGGAGAAGGGUCAGAGAAGAGCCACAAGACUGAUUAAAGGAUUAGAAACCCUGCCUUGGAGCUCAGUCUAUUUAGCUAACAAAGAAAAGGUUCAGGGGUGACUUGUAGAUACUUAUAGACUGUGUUCAUGGGGAGCAAUCAUUGAAUAAUGGGUGCUUCCGUCUAGCAGAUGAAGGUCUAACAUAAGCCAGUGGCUGGCAGUUGAAGCUAGUCUCAUUCAGACUGGAAAGGAGGUGUACAUGUUUCAUGGGUAGAGUAAGUAGCCCUUGGAGCGAUUUAGCAAGGGUCGAGGUGGAUUCUUCAUCAGUGGCAAUGUUAAAAUCAAUGGCUGUUUCUUAAAAAGCUCUGCUCUAGGGAUUACUGUGGGGAAGUCCUAUGGCUGGUGCCAUGUUGGGGGGGUCAGACCAGGUGAUCCCAGUGGGCCCUUCUGGCCUUGGAAUCUGAAUCUAUGCCUGGCCUCCUCCAUGCCAUGCAUGUUGAGCUGGUAGAGUGUGAGGGUGCUCAAGCUCUCUGCCUCUUGCUCUUCCCUGCCUUCCUCCCCCCUCCCCAACCUACAACAUCUGUACUGGCUGACAGAAGGUGAGGGUUGGGAAGGAGGAGCAAUUUGUGAUGAGUGAGUGUGUGACUGGAGGGGCGGAAGUUAGGGGCAGGGUGUCCUGGUUGAACGGCAGUGGCUAUGUGAUCUGUAGGGUUUGGGUUUGGAAAGGGGAGAUCUGGUCUUUCCCUGCAUCUGAUUGGAUAGGAAUGAAUAGUACUCAACCAGCUUGCUAGAGAAAUGAUGAGUUAUGAUUGGUUGAGAGCGUGUCUAGUCAACCCCCUCCCUUCCUCACCCCUUAACCUUAAGAAGCCAGAAGCACUGGCCUUAUACCCAGGAUCCCUCCAAAGGACCGAUAGCUUAGAGGUAUCAUCAUCACCAGGUGGCCGACAGCAGUGGGAUGGGGACAGAGAACCACCAUUUGGCUAUUACAGGAGAAGGGAGCCACACGAGGGCUACCCUUGGCCUGGUAUAUUUUGCACUGAACAGUAGCUGAGCAGAGGGGAUCCUACAGCGAUGGGAGCCGUGUCAGACCCUGGAUAAGCAGACUGAGCUACUAUGAAUAGAAUGGCCCAGUGAUUGGGGAUCUCCAUUGAUUUUGGUGAGUUGCACCAGAGGUGAGCAGGGCCCUUUGAUUUUGGUGGAGUCGCACUGUAGUUUACUCCCAUGGUUUUGAUCUUACUGUUCAUCUCUCCUGUAGCCUGCCAGGCUUUCAACAGCAUGCUGGGGGUUGGCUCUCCUGUUCCUUGAGAAACAUUUCAGCCAAGCAGAGCAGCCCUCUGCCUCUCUGAAGCAGAUGUGUGAUGGGCGGGGUGGAGAGGGGGGAUUGCAUUAAGAAUAAAGGCCAAACUAGUAGCAUGCACCAUCCACCUCUGAUGUGAAAAGCAAAGGUUUCUGAACUGCAGCCAAGGAUCCGCGUCCCUGGGCUCCGAAGGUCUUAGUCAGUCUUUGAAAAUGGUUAUUUUAAGGAUCUGUAAAAGGCCUUUAAGAAAGCACAACCUCUCCUUCCUCCCUCCCUGGCCUUUUCUUUCGCCUUCUCUCUCCCGCUCCUCAUGCAAAGCACAGCAGAUCACCACGAUGUACAUAACUCCAAAUGGGAGUUCCCAGCCCGCUCCACCACCCCAGGGAUGUGUGUGUGUGUGUGUGUGUCGCAUCUCAACCCUGUUACUCUUACACUGUGUAAUAAAGAUUAGUUAUAACCUCUCUCCGUCCCGUCUCUCCCACCCCUCUUAUUGUGACCAGAGCUGAUGAUGACGCGUGACAACUGUUUGUUUUUUGGUUUUAUUUUUCAUUUUGUACAGAGAAAAAAAUUUCCUUUAAAAAAAUGUCUUUCGACUGAAGUAACUUUUCUGGUGCUGUUGUUAACUUGUUCCUUUUUUUUAAUUUAUUUUUCCCCCCCACCCCCGCUACCCUUUCCUCACCCUCUCUGUUUCUUUUCUUUUUCGGACAAUUAUCCUGUUCCCCACCCCGCCCUUGAUUUAAAUAGUCACUGCUACAAGUAACGAAUGCACUGUGAAGAUUCCAGUAUUAAUAAAAGUUGUACUGUAAUUAAUA